UUCAUGACAAAUGCCAGCAUGGCUAAGCCGCUUACUGAGCCACAAGGCCACUGAGUUUCCCCACUCAGCUCACUCAGCGAUCCAGAUAUCCAAGGCCUGCUCUAUCGCAAAUUUUACGUGACGACUGGUGUCACUGUGUCUGGCAUAACUUACUAGUCCCUACACCGGGAAGUUUCAUGGUGCCCCUCAACGUUCGACUCUGUAGCAGGCCUGAGCAUUAAAUAAUCGGUGUUGAUAGCGGUUCCUAGAAAGUGCUCGCACACCCCGCCCUUUUACUCUAUGGAUAAUAUUUACCCCCCCUCUGCUGCGGUUCAACUUGGAAGAACGGUACUGCUGCCACCUCGAGGUGUAAAUAAUGUCUUUAUUGUUGUAUUGACGAGCUUGAUGUACGAUUUCGCGACCAACCUGGACGAAGAGCUCGACUACCUCAUGGGUUCCCGAAUGACACUGGCAAAAGGGCUAUUUCUUGGAUGCCGUUACAUACCCUUCGUGUUAUGUGCCUUGCAUAUUCAAAUGGCCCUCUCACAGAGCAUUGAGGCUUGCCCAGGGCUUUCUGAAAGCAAUAUAUUGUUCCUUGGGAUUCUUCUGAUAUGCGCAGAGUGUAUCUUUGUCCAACGAACGUAUACGUUAUGGAACUAUAAUCGACGUGUUCUAAUAGCGCUGUCGAUUUUUCUUUUGGGACUUCUCUGUGGGACAGUAAUACUGGUACUGUCAUGCGGGUUACAAUUGAAAACCGCCACUUUCGCACAAGGUUGUUCCUCCAGUAGUUCGAUAUCGCCUCACUUCAUUAUUGUACCCUACAUCUUUCUGUUACUCCUCGAAAUAGAGGUUGUUGGUCUCACCUUCUACCAAGUGAUCAGAUUCUACCGUACUACACGCUGCCGGCUUUUAACGGUGAUGACACAAUACAGCGUAGGUUAUAUUCUUGCUGGGUUAUUAUUCACCAUAUGCAAUAUCGUUGCAAUCUGUUUUGUUCCGGGCGACUAUGGUCCUGUAUUUGAAGCGUCACAGUGUAUUGCACAGAGUCUUCUAGUAACUCGAAUGCAACUUGAGCUGUGGAAGCUUGAGCGCUACCCAGCGGCCCCUACAUCGUAUUCGAACGAUCAAACGGAAUUGGAGUUUGAAUUGCCACAAAGAGCAUCCGUCGCGCCCAACAGCUCCGUUCUUGCAAUCUAGCAAGGUUUGGUACGAGCAUGAUGGCUGAGUGCCGAGGCUGGUGAAGUCAAAUCACCCUUGGGUCAAUAGAGCAUAUUCAAAGCCAUGUACAUACUCCUGCCUCCUGAAAUACAAUACCAUGGUCAGGGAAGCGCGCUAAGUGGC
Molecule: messenger RNA, 1320 nt
Organism: Suillus clintonianus
Lineage: Eukaryota; Fungi; Basidiomycota; Agaricomycetes; Boletales; Suillaceae
Exons: 16
Coding region: 280-1176 (298 amino acids)
Source: RefSeq, a predicted model, not a curated record